GCUGACACAACACAGUCCCUCAAACUGAAACUGAAACUGAAACUGAAACACAAACACAAACAUUGCAAUUUGCAUGUAUGUGUCACAUGAUGUCUUUGAGGAGUCCUAUGAAUCAAUGUCUUCUCAAAGUUCCCACUUUUCAUCCUUUGUUCAAAUACAACAGAAUUCAUAGUCAUCGUCAUAACACCUUCUCAUUCACCAUCAGCUGCAACCUCAAAAACAAGGGAAAGAAUAAUAGCUUGUUGUCACAGAAGAUUGUUUUAUCAGAAUCUUCUCCUCCACCACUCACACAGGAUAAUGAUGAUAUCAACAAUGGAAAUGUUCCAGCAAGCUCAAAGAACCAGAAAGGUCCUUAUGGUGUGGUCAAAAAGUUGAGUAAAAAGGUGUUGCAGAUUCUCUCUAAUUUGCCUUUGGCUAUUGGAGAAAUGUUCAUCAUUGCUUUUUUAAUGGGUUUAGGCACUUUUAUUGACCAAGGCGAGAAACCUGAGUUUUAUUUCCAGAAUUACCCUGAAGAUCAUCCCGUGUUAGGAUUUUUUACUUGGAGAUGGAUUUUCUUCCUUGGUUUUGAUCACAUGUAUUCAGCCCCUAUAUUUCUUUCAAUGUUGGCCCUUCUUGGUGCAUCCCUUAUAGCCUGCACUUACACAACACAACUCCCACUCAUCAAGGUUUCAAAAAGAUGGUCGUUUAUCCACUCUGCCGAGGCUAUACGUAAGCAAGAAUUUUCAGAAUCAUUGCCGAGAGCAUCAAUUCAAGACGUCGGUACUAUAUUAAUGGGAGCUGGAUAUGAGGUAUUCUUGAAAGGACCAACUUUGUAUGCUUUUCGUGGACUUGCCGGUCGGCUAGCUCCUGUUGGUGUUCAUAUAGCACUGCUGUUGAUAAUGGGUGGAGGAACUUUAAGUGCUGCAGGGAGCUUUAAAGGUUCAGUCACUGUGCCUCAGGGGCUGAAUUUUGUUGUAGGAGACGUUCUCGGUCCUACCGGCUUUCUUUCCCUUCCAACUGAUGCUUUUAAUACAGAGAUUCAUGUCAACAGAUUCUCUAUGGAUUAUUAUGAAAGUGGGGAGGUUUCACAGUUCCACACCGAUCUUUCCCUCUUGGACAUGGAUGGAAAAGAAGUAAUGAGGAAAACAAUUAGUGUAAACGACCCUUUAAGAUACGAUGGUAUCACUAUAUACCAGACGGAUUGGAGUAUUUCAGCUCUGCAAAUUCUCAAGGACAAUGAAGGACCUUAUAACUUGGCUAUGGCACCUCUAAAGAUCAAUGGAGAUAAGAAACUUUAUGGUACCUUUCUACCUGUUGGAGAUGUUAACUCUCCUGAUGUUAAGGGAAUAUCUAUGCUUGCUCGUGACCUGCAGUCAAUUGUCCUUUAUGACAAGGAAGGGAAAUUUGCAGGAGUUAGACGACCUAAUUCAAAGCUCCCAAUCAACAUCGAUGGCUCAGAAAUUGUCGUCGUUGAUGCAAUAGGCAGUAGUGGCUUGGACUUGAAGACUGACCCUGGUGUGCCAGUUGUAUAUGCUGGAUUUGGUGCUCUCAUGCUCACUACAUGCAUCAGCUAUUUAUCUCAUUCCCAGAUAUGGGCUUUACAAGAUGGGACAACAGUCGUUAUUGGAGGGAAGACUAAUAGAUCAAAGUUAGAGUUUCCAGACGAGAUGAACCUCUUGCUUGAUAAAAUCCCUGAAAUAGUUGAAUCAUCAUCUCUAUCUAAGCAAACUGAUAGCAUGGUUGGCUAGAGCUUGUAGCUUUUGAGACAGCAAGGUGAGAAUUAAAAGACUCUUCAAUUGGAUGGUGGCAUAUAUAUGGAUUAUAUAGAAAUGAUAGAGUACUUCGACAUACAAAUUGGAUGCGAUGGAUGAGUCAAUCACCAAAACUUUUGCAGAUCAUCUUAUAAGACAUUGUUUACAUACUAAUAGUAUAUUACAUGUAUAUUUCGUUUGUUUUUAUUUGAUUUGAUAGGGCCAGAUACCAAAGCUCUUAUGUCUUGUAUCAUUUAUGCCCCUCAUUUAGGGAGAUGAAUAGUAUCUUUGCUAUCUGGUAUGUUCAUAAUGUACAGUUUGCUGUCGCAACUAUAUAAAGAUCACGUCUCUUUUUAUUGUAUUGA
This is a messenger RNA of Medicago truncatula (barrel medic), 2095 nucleotides long. RefSeq names its product cytochrome c biogenesis protein CCS1, chloroplastic. Bases 78 to 1727 code for a protein of 549 amino acids. The transcript has 8 exons. Lineage: Eukaryota; Viridiplantae; Streptophyta; Magnoliopsida; Fabales; Fabaceae. The record is from RefSeq and is a predicted model, not a curated record.